Messenger RNA from Triticum turgidum subsp. durum (durum wheat), 1230 nucleotides. The record is from the annotation of a GenBank genome assembly. Lineage: Eukaryota; Viridiplantae; Streptophyta; Magnoliopsida; Poales; Poaceae.
AUGGAGACCGUGCUCAAGGUUCUGAAAGACGGUCUUUCGACUCUCCAUGUUCCUUAUCCAUAUGGUUUUGCGAUCAUCCUCUUAACAGUUCUGAUUAAGGGGGCCACUUUUCCUCUUACAAAGAAGCAAGUCGAAUCUGCACUUGCAAUGAGGUCACUUCAACCUCAAGUGAAGGCUAUUCAAGAACGACAUGCUGGGGAUCAGGAAAGGAUACAACUCGAAACUGCCCAUUUAUAUAAGUUGUCUGGCGUUGAUCCACUUGCAGGGUGCUUGCCUACUCUUGUAACAAUACCAGUCUGGAUUGGUCUAUACAAAGCUCUCUCCAAUGUAGCUAAUGAGGGACUUCUUACGGAAGGCUUUUUUUGGAUACCUUCUUUGGCUGGUCCAACAACAAUUGCUGCUCGAGAAAGCGGCCAAGGAAUAUCCUGGCUUUUUCCAUUUACGGACGGACAUCCACCACUUGGUUGGUCGGACACUAUGGCAUACCUUGUUCUACCAAUUCUUCUGGUUAUUUCACAAUACGUAUCUGCUCACAUAAUGCAAUCAUCACAGAGCAAUGAUCCUAGCCAGCAAGGUGCACAAGCUGCAGUGAAGUUCCUGCCUUUGCUAAUUGGUUAUUUUGCUCUUUCCGUUCCUUCUGGAUUGAGUCUAUAUUGGCUUACAAAUAAUCUCCUUAGCAGUGCACAGCAGGUGUGGCUUCAAAAGCUUGGAGGUGCCAAAAAUCCUGUCCAAGAAUAUAUUGACAAGCUUGCUAGAGAGGAAUCAACUAAUGUUGGAAAGUAUGAACCUGCUGACAAGAGUGAGGCUCUCCCAAAAGCUGGUCCAGCCCAGCCUGGUCAAGUGCCAAAACCAAGCGAACCACAGCGUGGUGGAAGGUUUAAGAAAUUAAUGGAAGAAGAGUCAAGAAGGAAACAACUUCUGGAACAAGCAAAACAAAUUGAAGAGGCAAGCAUCGACUCUGUUGCCAUUGAUGGGAAACAGAAUUUUGACAGCUCUGCUCCAGACACCCAAGAUGAGCAGGAGGAAUCCCAUGAAAAUGAACCGAUUUCAGCUAGUAGCAAUGCCGGACUUAGCCAUGAUACACACGAAGCAACCCCAAACAGGAACACGGAAGAGGGAACAAUUCAGGAAGCGACCGACACUGACAGCCAUUCUUCAGUAAGCAAUGCUACUUCCCCCUCUGACGAUAGAUUGAGAGGCCAAGAUGAGGAUGGUAAAGACACACAGUAG